AUGCCGUCGCGCCAAAUUCACUGGGACAGUGAUUCCCCUGACUGGAGUCCGCCGCCGGAAAAGGACCAGCUGUUUUCGCCCUCGCCGUCGAGAAACAAUGUUAACCGCGGGCGUCGCCGAAGCGCGCGCGCCCUCGUCGGCCUUGACACUGAAAGACCAAUGAAAAAUCACUUCCCCGGAGCCGAGAAACUGCUUUGGUCCCGCAUACGAACGACGCUACAGGAGCCUUUUGCGGAAUUUCUUGGUGUUAUGGUCUUGACUUGCUUCUACGUCGGUAGCAUCGCACAAGCAACACUGAGCACUGGUCAGGAAGCUUCUCCAGGCGGAGCUGGUUAUGGCACCUUCAUGUCGGUUCCAUGGGGGACUGGUAUCGGAGUCAUGCUUGGUAUUUACAUUUCUGGUGAUUCCGGGUCAUAUUUGAACCCUGCCAUUACUAUUUCGAACUGUAUAUUCCGAGGUUUGCCAUGGCGGGCGGCGCCUGCAAUUCUCCUAUCUCAGUUUCUUGGGGCCUUCGUUGGAUCUGGUAUCAUCUACGGAAACUACAUCUCUGCUAUUGAUUGGUAUUCUGGCUAUGGCAUGCGGACACUACCGCCCAUGCAAAAAUCCACGGCCCAGAUCUUUGCCACAUAUCCGCAAACAUUCGCGCCGAGAUCUACGCAGGUGUUCUCGGUUGCGAUUCCAAGCGCGCUUAUCACCACAGUCAUUUCUGCCCUCAAGGAUGACUACAACAACGGUAUCUCCAAAGCGGGUGGUAACUUCUUUCCUCUGGCAAUGUUUUUCCUUUUCUACGGAGUCGGUAUCGCGUUCGGUUGGGAGACUGGCGGUGCUGUCAAUCCAGCGCUUGACUUCGCUGGUCGUCUCAUGUCCCACGCCAACGGUUACGGAGGCGAAGUUUGGAAAUCAUCCGGCUAUUAUUUCUGGAUACCUAUGAUCAUUCCAUUUAUAGGAACCAUAUUCGGUGCCUUCUUGUACGACCUAUUCAUCUUCACUGGGCCUAGUCCGCUCAAUACGCCCUGGCUAGGGUUGAAGCGUCUUGGAAGACGUGACAUUAUGGCAAGGAACAAGCAAGAAAGACGAGACCAACGAAAUGACGAAAGUACCACCGAAGUUUAG
Molecule: messenger RNA, 1113 nt
Organism: Aplosporella prunicola CBS 121167
Lineage: Eukaryota; Fungi; Ascomycota; Dothideomycetes; Botryosphaeriales; Aplosporellaceae
Exons: 4
Coding region: 1-1113 (370 amino acids)
Biological process (GO): water transport; glycerol transmembrane transport
Cellular component (GO): plasma membrane
Molecular function (GO): water channel activity; glycerol channel activity
Source: RefSeq, a predicted model, not a curated record